UCUGCCCUUGAACAGCAAGAGAGACCAGGAAACACAAAGAGACAGAAAACAAUGCCAAAGAACCAAGGUUAAGCCCUGGAGAGAAACCACACAUCUUCCAGGUGGUCAUGGGGGUGCCCACAAGGAGAGACUGAGGCUGCGAGCAGACUGAGUGCAGCCCGGUCCUGGCCCUACCCUGCACCUCCACAUGUCUGAGAAGGCUCAAGCUGACCCCCAGGGGACUCAGCCAUUGGAUCCCAACAACACCGAAGACGAGCGUCAUAGCUUUCUGCCCUUUAUCUAUGGCCCUCAAGUCAGUACCAACAUCCAGGACCACUAUGGGAGUGCCCCAAGGUUUCUGACGGCCCCCAGUAAUCGCCGGAUCAGUAUCCAGACCCUUCCGUCAGCCGUCACCACUCGCCCCAUCCGUAACCAAGAGCUUCUAACGCCUGGCCACAGCCGCCAGUCCAGUAUUCAAGAAUCUCCACCAACUGUCCACAGUCAUCGGGUCAGUAGCCAGGAACCUGCUCAACCUGCUACCUAUGGUCACCGGGUCAGUAUCCAAGAGCCUGCACCUAUUACCCAUGGUCACCGGGUCAGUAUCCAAGAGCCUGCACCUAUUAUACACAGUCACAGGGUCAGUAUCCAAGGGUCACUACCCACUACUCAUGGUCACCGGGUCAGCAUCCAAGAGCCGCUACCUGCUGCCCACAGUAGCCAGGCCAGUAUCAAAGAGCCCUCACCUACUGCCCACAGUAGCCAGGUCAGCAUCGAAGAGCUGCCACCUGCUACCCGCACUCGCCGGGUCAGUAUCCAAGAGCCACCACCUGCUACCCGUACUCGCCGGGUCAGUAUCCAAGAGCCUCCACCUGCUGCUACCUUUGGGCGCCGGCUCAGUGUCCAAGGGCCUCCACCAGCUGCCCACGGUCGCCGGCUCAGUGUCCAAGCGCUCCCACCAGUUGUCCCCACUCGCAAUCUCAGUAUCCAAGAAUCUCCACCAACUGUCCACAGUCGCCAUCCCAGUAUCCAAGAAUCUCCACCAACUGUCCACAGUCGCCAUCCCAGUAUCCAAGAAUCUCCAACUGGUCCCACUCACCGGCUCAGUAUCCAAGAAUCUCCACCAGCUGUCCACACUCGCCAACCCAGUAUCCCAGAGACUCCACCACCUGUCCACGCUCGCCAUCCCAGUAUCCGAGGAUCUCCACCACCUGUCCACGCUCGCCAUCCCAGUAUCCNAGGAUCUCCACCACCUGUCCACGCUCGCCAUCCCAGUAUCCAAGGAUCUCCACCACCUCUCCACACUCGCCAUCCCAGUAUCCAACAAUCUCUGCCAACUGUCCACACUCAGCCACUCAGUGUCCAAAAAUCUCCUCCCCUGGACGACACCCAUUCAGCUUACCAAACCCACCAAUUGGACAUCCCCCAGACACCAACCCAGACUCAAGGCCUCACAAGCAAACAAACCCGGCCCAAAGACCAUGUCCCCCCAUCCAUUACCCAGAGCCCCACGGCCAGCAUUGAGAGCAUCGACUCGGUUAACUGGAGCUCCCAGGCGAGUCCCAAAGAAACUGGGCUUGCCUCCCAACCCAACCAGACCAUUCCUGUUGACGUGCAAGACUUCUUGCUAGCCAGCUCCACCAGCAUUAAUGCUAGCAAGUUUCAGAAAAGCAGCAGCCGUCAGAUCCGGCUGCCCAUAUGCUGGCAUCUGCUGCAUGAGGCCAGGAAGAUCAGCCGCCAGCUGAGCCUGGUGCUGACCCUGGCCGGCCUGGUGAUCAUCGGCUUCAUCUCUCUGGGCCAGCCCUGGAUGCACUUCCAAGUGCCACUGGAGCCCCCCGGGGACCCCGCCGGCACCCCGACCAUACCCAUCAACACCAUCCUUUUUGUGGCGUGCUCUGACAUGUCCUGCAUGAAGGAGUACGACCAGUAUGCUUACCUGCUGGACCUCUCCUGGGCCUUCCUCUUCUUCUCCAGCAUCACCAGCGUCUGCCUGUGUGUGGCCCUCAUCCUCCUGCUCUUCUUCACCAGCUCCAACCUGCCUGUGCUGGACUUCGUCCUCUUCAUCGGCAGCAUCAUGACAGGCACAGCACUAAGACCUUUUCCUGGGGAUAUGAACACGGAGCACCUCACUGUGCCAGUCACAAAGCACAGCCCCACCCCCACCCCACCUGCACUCCCAGCCCCGAUCCUCUCCUUCCCCAUAUCCAGCCCAUCCCAAUAA
Molecule: messenger RNA, 2197 nt
Organism: Octodon degus (degu)
Lineage: Eukaryota; Metazoa; Chordata; Mammalia; Rodentia; Octodontidae
Product: extensin-3-like
Exons: 4
Coding region: 188-2197 (669 amino acids)
Source: RefSeq, a predicted model, not a curated record